This is a messenger RNA of Durio zibethinus, 1784 nucleotides long. RefSeq names its product interactor of constitutive active ROPs 4-like. The record is from RefSeq and is a predicted model, not a curated record. NCBI's taxonomy places the organism in Eukaryota, Viridiplantae, Streptophyta, Magnoliopsida, Malvales, Malvaceae.
AACUCUCUUUCUCUCUCUCUCUCUGGACCUCUAUUGCUCCUAACAAUUUUCUGGGUUAUUUUAUUUUUCUCUCUUCUCUCUCUGGUUCAAGUGCUUUUUUUUUUUUUUUUCUUUUUCUAGUUCUUCAUUACCUUGCAUUUCAGUUUUGAGUACUGAAGGGUUUCUCAUGGCUAAGAUUUCCUCAUUUCUUUUGUAAGGUUACAAGCUUUUGACUACCUAGUUCCUUUUUAAUUACAAACUCUUCAACAUUUAAGUGCCAAAAAUGCCUAGAUCAAGGGGCUCAGAAAUGCCACAAAGGCAAUCUCCUCGAGGCACACAUCAGGUUAGGUCAUCAAGUUCUGAUUCUGAUCCUAUGCAUCAUCGACCAAUUAGUAGCCCCAAGCUUGGAGAUCGUCGUUCCCCAAGAGGUGCACCACAAUCAGAUCCACUGAAUCAGAAGAAACUUGGCACUCGUAUUGCAGAUUUAGAAUCUCAACUAGGGCAAGCACAAGAGGAGCUGAAGAUUCUGAAAGACCAGUUGGCUUCAGCAGAAGCUGCAAAGAAAGAAGCUCAAGAAGAACUGGAAAAGAAGACCAAGAAGCCAAAAGCUGCAGAACCUGCUGAAUUUCAUCAAAAGAUUUCUCCAAAAAGAACUCAUGAUUCUAAGAAAACAGACAGCAGCCUCGGAGAUGAAGUUUCUGAAGAUAGUCAGCAAGAAACUGAUGUUUUUGAAGUCCCAGUGGAAAAAGUAGCAGUUGAGCCUAAGGUGGAAGUCGAUGAAGUCAAUCAAGUAGAAGAAGAAACCAAAGCAAUAGAGAUAUCAACUGAACCACCAGCAGUAUCGGAGACAGAGAAACCAUCUUUCCAUGACUUGGCUUUGAAAAAUGAUGAGAUAAAUAUGCUAAAAUCCAAGCUAGAAGAGAAAGAAAAGGAGCUUGGGGUGUUUACUCAAGAAAAUGAGGAACUCAAAAAGCAGCUGAAUGAAGUGACCUCAAGUAUUUCAAUUACUAAAGCCAAGGAAGAGGAAAUGACCUUGAGGUUGAGACAAGUAGGAGAGGAGCUGGAAGCAAGUAAAACAAAUGCAGCACAACUGAAGGAAAAGCUCCAAUCUGUGGAAGGGCAAAAGGAAGCAUUGGAAGCAGAGAUGAAGAAACUAAGGGUACAGACAGAACAAUGGAGAAAGGCAGCAGAUGCUGCAGCUGCUAUUCUUUCUGGGGGUGUAGAAAUGAAUGGGAGGAUUUCAAACAGGUGUAGCUCUAUGGAUAAGCAUUUUGGUGGAGUGUUUGAACCAGCAGCUGCUGGUUAUGCAGGUUAUGUUGGAUCACCUGGCUUGGGUGACGAUGAUGAUGGUUUUGGAAGUGGAAAGCGAAAGGGCUCCGGAAUUAAAAUGUUCGGAGAUCUGUGGAAAAAGAAGAGCCAGAAAUAAAACAAUCUCUGAAAUAUGUGUAGGUGUAUUUUACCUGUUCAUGUAUAAUGGUUGUGAAAUGGUUGCUCACCAUUUCCCUCUUUGUUGGCCAUGUGUCUCAGCAGUUUGGCCACCAUCUCAUCCUCACUAGUUAGUAUGCUUUGCUAUGAAAUGUUAAAACCAUUAAGGGUGAUCUUAAUAUGGUGUAGUGUUGUUUAUGGGUUAGGUCUGGGGACAUCUGUGAUAGAAGGGGCAUUUCUUAAUGCCGUGUGUAAGAAACCCAAGGUUCGAUCGUUGAUAUGUUUUAUUCCUUUAAAAUUUGGUCGUCUUCUAUUGUUUUGCAGAAUUUGUUUUGAGCCGAGGAAAGGUUCCAUAAGAAAUUAAAGUCAUCUGAUAUCAG